AUGUCCGCAAUGACAGUGACAAAUAGUGGCAGUAAUACAACCAACCCAACCGGAGUUAAUGAUCCACUUGAUAGUUUCAAUUUGUUUCAUAGUCGACCACCUAUUUGGUCCACAUCGAAUCAACCAGGACUAGAUCAUCAGUGGAAUGAAUCAUUAUUUUCACCAUCACAUCGUCCAUGGCCAUCGGAGCCGUUUGGCAGUGAUGUUGGCAGCGAUGAAUUACCAUAUCCAAGACAAUUAAAUCAUCAUCAAACUCAUGAUUUCAGUCCAUUACCAUCAUCGCCAGCGAAUCUUUUAAAUGGCAACAAUCAUCAAAUAAGUCAAUCAGGACGUUUUCAAUUUCUUAACGAUGCAUCAUCAUCGCCGUACUGUUCCCAACAAUUACCUCUCAUAUCGUCAUGUUUCAAUGAAUCAUUAUAUGAUCCAUCACCAUCAUCAACACUAUUUUCAAAUGAUAUCGACCGACGUUCACUAAAUAAUCCUGUUACAAACACAAACUUGCUUGAUUCGCGUCAAACAUUAGAUAAUCAAAAACUAAGUUUAGAUCAAAUUGUUAAUCGUUUCAAUGAUCUACAAUUACAACCACCAACAGCAUCAACGCCAACAACAUCGUCCUAUCAAAAUUCAUUUUUACCUCAAACAAACGAUCAACAGCAAGCACUUUCAUCAUUCUACUAUCAACCAUCAUCACCAUUUACAAAUCAUCUGUAUAUGAAUUCACCAAGCCAAUAUCAACAAAAUGGUCCGACAACAUCCAACCUAUUUAACGACCGGUUCGAACGAAAUGAUGGCUAUUUGCCAUUUUCGAAUAAUUCACCAUAUUUAUCCGCCAUGCGCUUUUCACCGAAUCAAGCCUAUCGUACAACAAAAAGUGGUAAACAACAAAUCGGACCGGAAAAUUCUAACUUAUUCAUAUGUCAUCUACCCCAAGAAACAACAGACCAAACAUUGAUGAAUUUAUUCUCACAAUUCGGGACAGUUUUAUCAGCAAAAGUAUUUGUUGAUAAAAAAACCAACCAAUCGAAAUGUUUUGGUUUUGUUUCAUAUGAUAAUCCUUCGUCAGCACAACAAGCUAUAUCAAGUAUGGAUGGAUUUAGCGUCGGUCCCAAACGGCUGAAAGUCGAAUUAAAAAAACCGCGUCGUAAUUCAUAA
Messenger RNA from Adineta ricciae, 1152 nucleotides. Lineage: Eukaryota; Metazoa; Rotifera; Eurotatoria; Adinetida; Adinetidae. The record is from the annotation of a GenBank genome assembly.